ACCUGAGCAGGAAGGACAACGGACAGAAGCUGUCAAGUUCUGGCUGCGCCUUCUUAGUUUCUUGCAUUAGCUGCAGCCAUGCCUACCCUGUAUACUAACUCUGGGUGCCGGGACCUGCCAGGGACCAGAGAGGAGGAGGAGGAGGAUGCUGAUGAUUAUGAGAACAUGGCGCCUCCCUACAAGGACCUUCCUCCCAAGCCAGGUUCAUUGGCUCCACCAAGGCCUCCAAGGGCAGGAAGAAAUCCAGAACCCCCCUCACUUCCUCAUAAGCACCUGGAGAUCUCAGGCCUGGAUCUGACCCCUGUCACCUACACAUCUCAACUGGGCACCGGUCUGGAGCAUCCUCCAUUUCAGCCAUCCCAAGCCACACCAAUAUUGGACUCUCUGUCCCCAACCCCCAUGCUCCCCGCCCAAGCAACUCCAGUUCCCUGGCUCAGUCAGAAGUCUGGGGAUCUUGGGUGCUACCAAGAGGAGAGAUGGAUGGUUUUCCUGUGUGUACUGGUGGUGGUGUCACUGCUCCUGGCCUGCACUGGUCUGGCUGUAACCCUGAUUAAGUACCAGGAGGUGGUGGAAGAACUGAAGAUGUUAAGCUUUCAGCAGAGGGCGUGGCAGGCAAAUGUGACUGGCAUAACGGGGCUUGCUGGCCUGAAGAAGGACAUUGACCAAGUAAGAGCUGACACCAACCAGUCCCUGGUGGAACUUUGGGGCUUAUUAGACUGUCCAAGGAUCACCUGCCCUGAGGGCUGGCUCCCUUUCGAGGGCAAAUGCUACUACUUCUCCCCAAACACCAAGUCGUGGGAUGAAGCCCGGAAGUUCUGCCAAGAGAAUUACUCUCACUUGGUUAUCAUCAAUAGCUUUUCUGAGCAGAACUUUGUGGCCAAGGCUCACCGCUCUCCACGGGUGUACUGGCUGGGGCUGAGUGACAAGGAGCACGAAGGGAAAUGGAAGUGGCUGGAUGGGUCGCCUGUCACUUUGAGCUACUGGGAACCAGCAGAACCUAACAAUGCUCACGAGGAGGACUGUGGCAGCAUGAACACAGGAGGCACUUGGAAUGACCUCUCUUGCAACAAAGCUACGUAUUGGAUUUGUGAGCGGAAAUGUUCCUGUUGAACCCCAGGGAUGAGACUGGGUCACUGGGUGGGAGUCUGUGCCCGACUGCCCCUUGGCUCUUGGAGAUGAGAACCUCCUGCCCUUCCACGGAAGGCCCUGCUUCUCCACGAAUUGAUUUGGAGGCGCCCAAGAAGGGACCGGCAGCCUGGAUGUAGCAAGUUCCCUGGGGUGUAAGUCAGACCGUUUCUAGGGUGAGGACUUGGGGCCUUGUUCAGUUGGAUGGUGUUUUAGUGCCUCCAGGCUGCUGUAACAGAACCCCACAUGCUGGGUGGCUCAUAAACAACUUCUUUCUUAAAGUCCUGGAAGCUGGGAAGCCCCAGAUCAAGAUGCAGGGAGAUUCGGGGUUUGGUGAAGGCCUGCUUCCUGGUUCAUGGAUGCUUCUUUCUGCGGUGUCCUCACAUGUUAAAAGGGACAAGGGAGCUCUCUGGGGGCCCUUUUAUAAGGGCAUUAAUCCCAUUCAGGGGGCCGCUACCUUCACGACCUAAUCACUUCCUAAAGGCCCCACCUCUGAAUGCCAUCACAUUGGGGCAGGGUGUCAACAUAUGAAUUUUGGAAGAGGGACACAUACAUUCAGUCCACAGUCGCUGGUGAGCUGGAGGGACAUGUUUUAGUGAUGGUCUCCUAGUUCUGGGGUCUGGAGGAAGCUCACCAAGUCCUUGAUCAUGACACUUAGGAAGUGAUGUUUCCCUGGGGGUCUGGGGUCUGGGUGAUUGAACUGGAGCUCAAAAUAACUUGGGUCCUCUGAACCAUGAUGCACUGGGAGUGGGCUCCCUUACUGCCUGUCUGAUGUGCACCAGCUGCUGGGAAGCAGAUGGGGCAAGGUUAUUCUUGAAAAGCAACUUUCUCAACAUCCCAGGUGAGGUUUGAUCAAGCUAGGUGGUGGAACUAGCCCUCUGCUAGAUUUGGCCCACGGAAGGCCUGGAAAGGCAGACCAACUGAAAGACAAGACUCCCACCUGAUGUGGCCGACCUGGGCUGUGACUUGGUCAAAUCCUCAGGACAGCAAUGGAGACAUCUACCUACCUGUCCCUUUGAACUCUGCAGUUCGUGAAGAUCUUUGAUGAAGUAUUUCACUUUACUGCCAAGUGGACCUUCUGGGGCUAUUAGCUCUUGCAAUGUUAGAGCUUCUCAAAAUGCUAUUUCCUCAUGUGGUCCUUGUCCACUGUGUUAGUUUGCUGGGGCUUCCAUAAUAAAGUGCCACAGACUGAUUCAAACAACAAAAA
Phyllostomus hastatus (greater spear-nosed bat) is the source of this 2332-nucleotide messenger RNA. It is a transcript of the gene CLEC17A, whose product is annotated as C-type lectin domain containing 17A. NCBI's taxonomy places the organism in Eukaryota, Metazoa, Chordata, Mammalia, Chiroptera, Phyllostomidae. Gene Ontology annotation, molecular function: signaling receptor activity. The record is from RefSeq and is a predicted model, not a curated record. Bases 79 to 1110 code for a protein of 343 amino acids. The transcript is spliced from 12 exons.